This is a messenger RNA of Alexandromys fortis (reed vole), 2764 nucleotides long. It is a transcript of the gene Clec11a, whose product is annotated as C-type lectin domain containing 11A. Gene Ontology annotation, molecular function: growth factor activity. The coding region runs from base 201 to 1175 and encodes 324 amino acids. The record is from RefSeq and is a predicted model, not a curated record. Gene Ontology annotation, biological process: ossification. The transcript is spliced from 4 exons. Lineage: Eukaryota; Metazoa; Chordata; Mammalia; Rodentia; Cricetidae.
AUCUGAGGAGACCAAAAGUUGAGACAGACCAGAUCAUCGGGAGGGAGGCAGAAGACAGAGACGAGCAGAGUGGAGGAUCAAGAGGCUAGUGAUCUGCCCAUAGACAGACACUCGUCAGUCUGAGACCCCUGCCUCCCCCAGUCCUAUCCAUCUCAGUCAUUCUGACCUUUACUAGUUUGAGUGCUAGGAAGCCCAGCUGGAUGCAGGCUGCUUGGCUUUUAGGGGCUCUAGUGGUCCCUCAGCUUUUGGGUUUUGGCCAUGGAGCCCGAGGCCCUGGGAGGGACUGGGAGGGAGGCUGGGGAGGUGCCCUGGAGGAAGAGCGAAAGCGAGAAUCACUGAUGUUGAAGGAGGCCCUGGAGCUGCCCAUUGGGAUGGGAAGUAAUGACAGUCUUGCUGGAAAUUCUAAAGGUGAAGAGGUGUUGGGGACCAAGGAGACCCAAGGGGAAGAAGAGGAAGAGGAAACCACAUCACCUAUUUCCAGUUCCAACCCUUUCCCCAGCCCUUCUCCCACACCAGAGGACACCAUCAGUUACAUCUUGGGCCGCUUGUCCGGCCUGGAUGCAGGCCUACACCAAUUGCAUAUUCGACUGCACACUUUGGACACCCGUGUGGUCCAGCUGACCCAGGGACUGCGGCAGCUGCGAGAUGCUACAAGUGAUACCCACGACUCCGUGCAAGCCCUAAAGGAGGCACAGGUCCGGGCUGAGCAGGAGCACGGCCGCCUGGAGGGCUGUCUGAAGGGCAUGCGCCUGGGCCACAAGUGCUUCCUGCUCUCGCGGGACUUCGAGACCCAGGAGGCCGCGCAGGCGCGGUGCAAGGCGCGGGGCGGGAACCUAGCGCAGCCGGCAGACCGCCAGCAAAUGGAUGCGCUAGGCCGGUACUUGCGCGCUUCGCUCGCCCCCUACAACUGGCCGGUGUGGCUGGGCGUGAACGACCGGCGCUCGGAAGGGCUCUACCUUUUCGAGAACGGACAGCGCGUGUCCUUCUUCGCCUGGCACCGCGCGCCCAGCCCGGAGCCUGGCGCCCAUCCUAGCGCGGCAUCACAUCCACUCAGCCUGGAUCAGCCCAAUGGCGGCGUCCUGGAGAACUGCGUGGCACAGGCCUCAGAUGACGGUUCCUGGUGGGACCAUGACUGUGAGCGGCGCCUCUACUUCGUCUGCGAGUACCCUUUCUAGAGAGCCAGUCCUUGCCUCAGAGCUCUUAAGACACAUUCUUCUCCGCGUACCCUGCUGUCCGGGAUCGCUCAGAGGUUUAUAAUAACCAUGAAUAAAUUUUAAUAAGAAAAGGCUUUUUAUUUUAGAUAUUUGCACCCAGGGUGGUUGAGGCCAGGUGUGCCCUUGAGAGAACUCCAAAGAUGCAGCCCCUAGCCGUAGCAGCCCAGAGCUUUAUCCGCAAGAUUACACGUAGUGCCUACGUGUAGGGCAGGGGCUUAUUUGCAGUCGUCCUGGUCAUCUUUUGGGUAGACUAAGCAAGUUUGAUUACAAAAGCAGAGAUAGCAGUCUUACUAUCUUGCUAGAACAGCACAUUUUACAAGAUCGGUCACUUUAAGAGAGUCUCACAUCUGGGAAGUGGGCUGACAGGAGCUCAUCCUGUUAGGCACUCUCUGCUUUUGGUCUCUCAGGCUGAGUAAGUCUAAACUUUUCAGUGUAAUGUUUACCACCCCACCUACAUCGUGGGCCCUGAGCUCCACGCUGUAUGCCUGUGCUUUGCACCCUAUAUAAUGUACCAUGCAUCUUGAACCUUCCUUGGGCCCCGAAGUGCUACCAAUCCUGGAUGGUUGGGCUCCCCUGAGACAUAGCCUAUGCAGCCUCCCCAUGUCCCCAUCUGUCCUCGAAGCUUCAAGCUCCCAGCUAAGCUCAGUGCCAAUAAAUCCUUCCAUAAUAUAAUUUGAGGGACUGUGGAGACAUCUGACCUUUAUUUUGCCUGGGGAGAAUCAGGAAGUACCAGACCCUGACUUUGGAUACUUGUACUUGUCUUUUUAAAAUACAGAAUGUUGGAGAGCACAUGCGCACAGGAACACAUAGUUGUGCACAGAUGUUUGGUGUACUCAUGCACCCACGCAGAUGCCAACAUCCCUAGCAUGCUUCCUCGGGGGCCUUUAGGAGCUGAGCCCCGUCACUGCUCCUCAGCAGAGAGAUAAGGUGUGCUCUAGGUCCUGCCGUUUAAUCUUGUUUUGUGUUGACCAGGGUUCUCAGACCUGCUUUCCCUGGGCAUCAAUUCAUCAAGCCCAUUCCAGAGAGGAGAGGCAUCCACUCCAACCUUACGCCUCACAACUUGCAGAGCAUGCAGUCAGACAGGGGGAACACUUGGGUUCCCUCAGUUACUUCCUAUCCUGGAAGCUAGGUCAGUCUUCUCUUGGAGCCCAGGUCUCAUGCAGGUCCUCUAGCAAGCCCCACCUUCUCCUUCCAUGUGGUGUUGGCCUACAUUUCCCAGUAUGCCUGAGGACCAUAGAUCAGCUGUCUCCAACGAAAACUGAAUUCUCUCCAUCCACCGGGCUUGCCCCAUGCAUCUAGGGAAAUGUAGUCCAGUCCCUUGAUGGUUGCAUAGUAAUACCUUUCCAACAAGAGUUCAAACAAACAAAAAAUUGGAAAACUUGUGAAUUUUCAUUGACAGAUGGUAACAAUUUUUUAAAAGUGAAAUUGCUUCAUAUUAAAUAUAUACAUAUGUGUAGGAAAUGGUUACAAAAUUUGGGUGUUAACUAUUGAUCCCAAAGACCACCAUCCUAAAUCAUGGCUAAAUUAAUAAAAGUAAACAAGCAAUUAAA